AUGAGAGGGUUUAACAAUUACACCGCAGUGACUGAAUUCAUCUUGGUUGGAUUCUCUCUGCCUCCACAGGUACGUUACAUCCUGUUCACAAUUUUUUUCCUCAUCUACAUGAUGACUUUGACUGCCAAUAUGCUCAUCAUGUUGGCUAUCCGAAUGGACAGCACCCUGCACACCCCCAUGUACUUCUUCCUGCUCAUCCUCUCACUCUCCGAGACCUGCUAUACCUUUGUUAUCAUUCCCAACAUGCUGGCCACUUUACUGGCCACGGGCAGAGCCAUAUCCCUGGGUGGCUGUGCCCUGCAGAUGUACUUCUUCUUGUCCUUGGCAGCAACCAACUGUUGCCUGCUGGCAGUGAUGGGGUAUGAUCGUUAUGUGGCCAUCUGUCACCCACUGCGCUACCCAGUGCUGAUGAACCCACGUGUCUGUGUCCAGCUGGUGGCUGCCUGUUUCUUUGGUGGCUUUCUGUUUCCAAUUUUAAUGGUUUCCCUCAUAUUCCAUGUGUCAUACUGUGGUCCCAAUAGGAUCAACCAUUUCUUCUGUGACACCUCCCCAGUGCUCCAGCUAGCCUGCACUGACAGCAAGGUCCCAGAAAGCAUUGUGUAUCUUGCUGGCGUCAUCUUCAUCAUCAUGGACCUGCUACUGAUCCUGAUCUCCUACAUUUUUAUUCUCACUGCCAUCCUCAAGAUCUCCUCAGCUCAGGGUCGGCACAAGGCCUUCUCCACCUGUGCUGCACACCUCACCGUAGUAAUGGUACACUAUGGCUGUGCUGGCAUCAUCUACCUGAGACCCAAAUCUGCCCGCUCACUUGAGGAGGACAAGCUCAUUACUGUGUCCUACACGGUCUUCACCCCAUUGCUUAACCCCAUGAUAUAUAGCCUGAGAAACAAGGAGGUGAGACUGGCGCUUCAGAGAACGCUGGCCAGGAUAUUCUGCCCCCAGGAAGCAUAA
Messenger RNA from Alligator sinensis (Chinese alligator), 948 nucleotides. Its product is annotated as olfactory receptor 10T2-like. Gene Ontology annotation, cellular component: membrane. The transcript has 2 exons. Bases 1 to 948 code for a protein of 315 amino acids. Lineage: Eukaryota; Metazoa; Chordata; Crocodylia; Alligatoridae. Gene Ontology annotation, molecular function: olfactory receptor activity; G protein-coupled receptor activity. Gene Ontology annotation, biological process: G protein-coupled receptor signaling pathway. The record is from RefSeq and is a predicted model, not a curated record.